UUCAUUGAACCCAAACAAUACGGACGCCUACAACCAGUUACGCACAGAAGUGUAACGUGGACGAAACUUGACCUUUAUUUUUAUUUUCUCCCAAAUGGUGUUUUCGUCAUCAAACCAUUUCCCCAAUUCUUCCUAUAUUUCUUCUCCAUUUUCACCCCGAUUUUUUAGCUUAUUAAACUCCCAAUCCAAACCACCCAUUAAAAUGUCUAAAAUCUUACCCUUCCAAAUAGUUAAUCCAACUCCCAGAAUCUACCCCAGAACUGUCACUUGGAUCCUCUCAAAGCCUGUUCUAAUCCCUUCAGUUUCAAAAUGUUACACUCCCAUUUAUUUGGCAGGUCUCAGACCCUAUCUCCAUACCCCAAGCUUUUCGUUUUCAUCUCGAGCCUUGGAUGAUUCGUCGUCUUCAAUGGAGACCCAGAAUGAAAAUAUUGGCGAACUAUCGGAGAUGGAGGAGCAUGAGAAGAUUAGCGGCCAGGGAAGAUCAUCUCCAGAAGAUGCAACGGCCGUGAUUCCUUUACGGACGAACUCCGGGCUCUCCCAUCUCAUUUCUCCCAUAAUCUUUUCUUUUUCAGACAAUAAAGAGGCAAGGUUGCCACGAGAAGUAAAGGAUGCUCUGCAGUCGAUGGCGUCUGAGUGGGAUGAUGUAGUGGAUUCAAAAGCUUUGCAGGUGAUCCCUCUUAAAGGUGCUAUGACCAAUGAGGUGUUCCAGAUAAAAUGGCCAACCAGGGGAGAUAAUGUGUCACAAAAGGUUUUAGUUAGGAUUUAUGGUGAGGGUGUGGAUGUGUUUUUUGAUCGGGAUGAUGAAAUCCGGACAUUUGAGUUUAUGUCGAAGCAUGGACAAGGACCUCGUUUGCUACGACGGUUCCGCAAUGGGCGAAUUGAAGAGUUCAUCCGUGCACGGACACUAUCAGCAUCUGAUUUGCGUGAUCCAGCUAUAUCAGCUCUAAUAGCAACCAGAUUAAGGGAGUUCCAUGAACUUGAUAUGCCCGGUCCAAAGAAAGUUUGGCUAUGGGAUAGAUUACGAAAAUGGCUUAAGGCUGCCAAGAGACUUAGCCCACUGGAAGAAGCCAAAGCCUUUCGCUUAGAAUCUUUGGAGGAGGAAAUCUCUAUUUUAGAAAAGAAACUCUCAGCGAGGCAUCAACGGAUAGGUUUCUGCCACAAUGACUUACAAUAUGGGAACAUAAUGUUUGAUGAAGGGACUAAAUCAGUAACUAUCAUUGAUUAUGAGUAUGCAAGUUAUAAUCCUGUUGCCUUUGAUAUUGCAAAUCACUUCUGUGAGAUGGCCGCUGAUUAUCACACAGAAACACCCCAUGUUAUGGAUUAUAGUAAAUACCCAGGUUUGGAAGAGCGCCUAAGAUUUCUGCGUGUAUACCUGAAUUCUUCAGGUAAGAAACCUAGAGACUCUGAAGUGCAGCAGCUGCUUCAAGAUGUUGAGAAAUAUACUCUAGCGAGUCACCUCACUUGGGGUGUGUGGGGAAUAAUAUCGGAACAUGUCAAUGAAAUUGACUUUGACUACAAAGAAUAUGCCAAGCAGAGGCUUCAACAGUACUGGAAAAGGAAGCCGGAGUUGUUGGGGUCUUGUUGAACCCCCACUUUUUGGAGUAUGUAGUGGUGCAUAGAUGUUUAUGGGUUCCCCUUAGUCUCCUGUGGAUAUGAAGUAUUUGGAGGAGAUAUUCACAGUGUGUCCUGAAGCCGUGUCACAUGAAUCAUAUAUGUUUUAUGAAUGCUCAUAUUUAUUGUUUUCUGUUUUGGUAUUGUUUUAUUGGUGAUAAAGGAUAUUAUAUUUGUUGUAUAUGCUUUAUAUCUGAAGGGAUUUCUUGUAUGGGGAUGACAUUUCUUGAAAUUGAUUAUCUUCAUGGAAA
Messenger RNA from Gossypium arboreum, 1862 nucleotides. Its product is annotated as probable choline kinase 2. The record is from RefSeq and is a predicted model, not a curated record. NCBI's taxonomy places the organism in Eukaryota, Viridiplantae, Streptophyta, Magnoliopsida, Malvales, Malvaceae. Gene Ontology annotation, molecular function: ethanolamine kinase activity; choline kinase activity. Gene Ontology annotation, biological process: phosphatidylcholine biosynthetic process; phosphatidylethanolamine biosynthetic process. The transcript has 9 exons. Gene Ontology annotation, cellular component: cytoplasm. The coding region runs from base 95 to 1585 and encodes 496 amino acids.